AUGGCCGAGCUACCGUUUAAUUUCGCACUGAACACUGGUGCUCAAAUUCCUGCCCUUGGGCUAGGUUCGUUUCUCAUGCAAGAACCCCUGCUAUACGCUGUUCUUCAUCUAAUCACAGGUAUAAUGUGUGCAGGCACAUGGCAGUCAAGGCCAGGGGAAGUUAGAGCUGCCGUUAAACAUGCACUUGAAGCUGGAUACCGGCACAUAGAUGCUGCAUACUGUUACGGGAACGAAGAAAAAGUGGGUUUAGGGCUUCAAGAUGCAAUUGCGACCAUGGGUAUUAAACGCGAAGAUGUUUUUAUCACUACCAAGCUGUGGUGCACCUACCACACACGCGUGGCAGAAAACCUCGACAAAACUUGA
Messenger RNA from Penicillium cosmopolitanum, 363 nucleotides. RefSeq names its product NADP(+) coupled glycerol dehydrogenase. Lineage: Eukaryota; Fungi; Ascomycota; Eurotiomycetes; Eurotiales; Aspergillaceae. The transcript has a single exon. Gene Ontology annotation, cellular component: cytosol. The coding region runs from base 1 to 363 and encodes 120 amino acids. Gene Ontology annotation, molecular function: aldose reductase (NADPH) activity. The record is from RefSeq and is a predicted model, not a curated record.